AUGAUAAUGUCAUUACAAUCCAAAAAUAGAUUAAAACUCAUAAUACCAAAUAAUCAACCCAAUGGUAAAAUAUUAAAAACUUGUUCGAGAUGUAGACUUCAUAAGACUAAAUGUGACGCAAUCAAGACUGAUCCAUUACCUUGUUCACAUUGUCUCAAGAAAAACCUCAACUGCACGUUGGAUAUAAUCAAAAAACCAAUUACUAGGUCAAAAUCACUCGAUAUUAUAGAGAAAUUGAAUAUUGAAGUCCGUGAAUUAAAUCAAAUUUUGGAUUCUUAUAUAAGUAGAAAGAAUGCUAUAACUGCAACUAAAUUAAUCGUACCAACUCCCUCCAUUUCUGAAAUUCAAUCAUGUAUCACAACUAUUGAAGAAAUACCGUCAAUUUCAACGCAUGGUGAAUUCACUAUUUCAUCAAAUGUGCAAAUUAAACCGGUAUCAUUAAUGGAAUCACAAGUAGCAUCAUUAUUCAGAAUCUAUGAAGAGAAUUUCAAUCAAUAUCUUCCCAUUUUUUCAUCUGAAUUUUUCAAAUCAGAUUUAAAACAGCUUUAUGAUGAGAAUAAGUUAUUAUUUUGGUCAAUCAUAACUACGUCAUUAUUAACUACUAAUCUGUCAGAUAUGUAUCAGGUUUCAAGCUCACAUUUGAAAUCAUUAGUUGUUGAAUCAAUAUGGAUGAGUACUCCACGUUCAGUAUAUGUUAUAUCUUCAUUGUUAAUACUCACAACUUGGCCAUUGCCGAACUACAACUCCAUUGAAGAUAAUCUAACUAUCAAAUUUGUUUCAAUCAUGAAGAGUCUUAGCUUGCAGUUUGGUCUUCAUAAAUUGGAAUUCAUAACUGAAUUUUCCCACAAGACUAAGAUUAAUGUGGAUAAUGUUAUAAGGGAAAGGUUUUAUAAAUUAGUUAAUAUUAAUUCUAAUUAUUGGAUUAUGUAUUUGGGUAUUUCAAAUAAUAAUUACAAUGGAUUCAUGAAUGAUUAUAUUAUAAACAAGGCGACAAAUAAGGACAUCUACAAUCAAGAACUAGAAAAAGAGGAUAAAUUUAUAAAUUCAAUGCUUAAGAUAUCUAUGAUACAAUCUAAAUUGAAUGAAAAUAUGAAUAAUUUAAUCAGUGUCAAGAUUUCACCAGGUGCAAAUACUAGUAAAUUGAUAAAUUUUAACAUGUUUGAAAUUAUAAUUGAUGAUUUGAAUAAAUUACUCGUGGAUAAUAACAACUAUUUAAACAAUUUGAUACAGGUUUCGAUUCAAUAUUCUAAAUUACAGUUGUUUAUUUAUGCCAUGUCCAAAUCUGAAAUAACAAAACAGGAGUAUGAAGUUUAUAUUAGGAAAGUGAUUGCUUGCUGUUUUGAAAUUAUACUGUUGGUUUCAGGAAAUUAUACUGCUUUGUCUAUAUAUUAUAAAUUUCCAAUUGAAUUGACUGCUUUGAUACUUCUCAGAAUUUACAAAUCUGAAAUAUUGGAAAUUGAAGAACAUGAACAAGUAAAAACUCAAUUUAAAAAAGUAUACGACUUGAUAUCACUGAAUGAACCAUUUCAAUUCUUGAAUGAAAAGUUAUUUAAGAUUAUAGACAAGUUUGAUAAAUUGGAUAAUGAAUUUAUUGUCUCAAAACAAGUUGAUAUUGAUACUGAUGAACCAUCAUUUUUUUUAAUUAAUAAAAUGAAGAAUUAUCUUGUUGGUAGUUUAGUUUAUGAAAUGACAUACUUGAUACAUGAAUCAGAAAAGGACAAUAUAGAGACCAAUGGUACCAAUGAAUCUAUAUUUUAA
Molecule: messenger RNA, 1758 nt
Organism: Insectozyma verbasci
Lineage: Eukaryota; Fungi; Ascomycota; Pichiomycetes; Serinales; Debaryomycetaceae
Source: the annotation of a GenBank genome assembly